Messenger RNA from Pteronotus mesoamericanus, 3639 nucleotides. It is a transcript of the gene SKAP2, whose product is annotated as src kinase associated phosphoprotein 2. The record is from RefSeq and is a predicted model, not a curated record. Gene Ontology annotation, cellular component: plasma membrane; cytoplasm. The transcript has 13 exons. Gene Ontology annotation, molecular function: protein binding. NCBI's taxonomy places the organism in Eukaryota, Metazoa, Chordata, Mammalia, Chiroptera, Mormoopidae. Bases 211 to 1290 code for a protein of 359 amino acids.
CCCGGGCGGGGCUGGCCGAGAGUCCAGCAGCUGCUGGUUGGGGCUUCCGUGACUUCCUUGUUGUGAGCCCCAGCCCGGCAGUGUCCGGAGUCGUAGCCCCGCUCGGCUUACCGGGACUGCUAGCCAGAGUCUAGGUCGCAGCCGCAACCCCAGCCCGUCGGUUACCCUUUCAUUACAGGUCCUUUCCCCGCACGCCCCGCGCUCCCUAAUAUGCCCAAUCCCAGCAUUACCUCCUCUCCCUGUUCCCUCCCCGAGGAAAUUAAGAACCUGUUGGCAGAUGUUGAAACAUUUGUAGCAGACAUACUGAAAGGAGAAAAUUUAUCCAAGAAAGCAAAGGAAAAAAGAGAAUCUCUUAUUAAGAAGAUAAAAGAUGUAAAGUCUACCUAUCUUCAGGAAUUUCAAGACAAAGGCGAUGCAGACGAUGGGGACGAGUAUGACGAUCCUUUUUCUGGGCCUCCAGACACUAUUUCAUUAGCCUCAGAAAAAUAUGAUAAAGAUGAUGAAGCCCCCUCUGAUGGAAACCAGUUUCCUCCAAUUGCAGCACAAGACCUUCCUUUUGUUUUAAAAGCUGGCUACCUUGAAAAACGCAGAAAAGAUCACAGCUUUCUGGGAUUUGAGUGGCAAAAACGGUGGUGUGCUCUCAGUAAAGGAGUAUUCUAUUAUUACGGAAGUGACAAAGACAAACAACAGAAAGGUGAAUUUGCAAUAGACGGCUACAAUGUCAGAAUGAAUAACAGCCUUCGGAAGGAUGGAAAGAAAGAUUGCUGCUUUGAAAUCUCGGCUCCCGAUAAACGUGUCUAUCAGUUCACAGCAGCCUCUCCCAAAGAUGCCGAAGAAUGGGUACAACAGCUGAAAUUUGUAUUACAAGAUAUGGGAUCUGAUAUUAUUCCUGAGGAGGAGGAUGAAAGAGAAGAGUUAUAUGAUGAUGUUGAUCACCCCUUACCAACCAGCAGUUCACAAACCAGCAGUCAACCAAUCGAUGAUGAAAUUUAUGAAGAACUUCCAGAAGAGGAAGAGGAAAGUGCUCCUGGGAAAGUGGAGGAACAAAGGAAGAUGAGCCAGGACAGCGCUCACCACACCACAGGGGAUAAAAGCACUGAUUACGCUAAUUUUUACCAGGGCUUGUGGGACUGCACAGGUGCCGUUUCUGAUGAGUUAUCAUUUAAACGUGGUGAUGUGAUUUACAUUCUUAGCAAGGAAUACAAUAGAUAUGGCUGGUGGGUAGGAGAAAUGAAGGGAGCCAUUGGCUUGGUGCCGAAAGCCUACAUAAUGGAGAUGUAUGAUAUCUGAGAGUCCUGGGAAAGGAAUAUUCUCCUGCUACUCUGCACAUGCUUUGGAUUCAGAACCUUCGUGAAAGCAGGAACGACAGCUCAUAACCUUUCUUUGUUUUGUUGAGCAUCGUGCAUCUUCAUUAUUUUAUGUGCAUUAUAACAGCCCUCUGAUGUGAAACUAAAUGAAGGAUAUUAAUGCAAAUUAGAUAGAAGCUGGAAAGUUAUACCUGUUGCUAUUUUGCAAAGAAAUAAUUGUAGCUUUUACUCAUUUGAUUUGUGUGAAGAAUUCAGCACUGUUUUAUAUGUUCUACAUAAUCACUGCUACUUCCGAUAUAAGUUUCAAUUUCUCUCAAUAUUGGACACCAGUUAUUUUUUAGACUAUAAUAUAUAAUUUCACUGAAAUUUAAACCGAAUAUGUCGUACAAGCUUUUGGUAGAUGCUAUUUAAAGAAUAAGGCUUUAUUAAAACGUUUACAUGAUUUAUCUUAGUGUUUAUUUUUCACACAAUGGUAACAUGUUUUCAUGAAAGAAUUUUUACUAAUUGGCAAAUUACUUUAUGUAAAAUAUAGCCACCAGAAAGAAAUAAGGAUAAGCUUGCCUAUGGCAGUGUGCUGUCACCUGCGACACGCACGCAGACCGGAACUGUGGUGUGCGCAAGCCCUGUGUCAGUAGCAGACAGCCUGGCUAGACGAUGGGCUUGCCGGUGUUUUCUACCCUAAGAAACCCCAUUCCCCAUGAAUAUAGCAGCACAAAUAACCUCAGUGCACUCUAAAAGUAAGGAGGUGUAACCCAGCACCCUCUCACCCUGCCUGAUCAGGACUGUGCUGCUGAAGUCCCGCCACAGAACAGUGCAACUGCAGGUGUGAGUCUCCCCUGCACACCCCGAGUCGGGGGGAAGAAACGGCUCCAAGAGGAGAGCGUGGGAGCCACAGCGGCCCCGCAGCAGCGGACGCUGAAGGGGAGCAUCGGCCUGACCGAGGAGUUACACACACGCUCUGCCCCCUGAGCAAGAGCUGCCGAAUUGUAUCUUUUUACCUUUUCGUGUACAUUAGAAAUCAAAGGUAUUUUAAAUGUCUACAAGGUACCAGUCUGGCCUUAAUAUAUAUCAAAAGGUACUGCUGAAUGGAUAAUUAUUUGGAGUAGAUAUAAUCUCCUUAUAUUGAAUCAUUGAUUAGUACAUACUACCUUUGUUGAACUUUUCAGAUCUUUGCUUCAUGAAGAUAUUCUGACCAUGCACACAAGCUGAUAAUAUUAAAAAACCUCCAUUACUUACAUGAAACUAUUUACAAACACCGUUUCAGAGUGUGUGUUUACCAUUAUCCCUCAAUGCCAUGAUCAUGUUAUUUCAAAUGUUAAAAAAUAUAUUAAGUUUAGAGAUUUGGGGUAAAUCUAGUUUAUAUGAAUUAGACAUUGUUGAGUUAAAGCUUUCAGGAAUUAAUUUGUGCGCUCAUUAAUCUUGUCCUAAUAGAAAGCCAUUGGAAUAGAUUGAAAUCAUCUUGGGAAAAGUAAGGCAAGCAGAGAUGAAACUAAUGGACUGGUUUCCAAAGCCCGAGAGGCUGAAAAGCAAAAGCAGCUGCAGGCUUGUACUGAAAACACAGCCUUGCCUGUGGAGUGGACACAGGCUUCGGGCUUCGGGCCGAGGGAAGAUUUUAGCCCCGGGCCAGUAGAUGGCAGCAGCUUUUCGUUGCACAGGAAGCUGCUUGGAAGCCCCUCCCCCACUUGGGCCCAAACUCAUACAGAAUGUAAAGCAUUUAGAACAUUUCUGCCUCCUUUUACAGUUAAUCCAGGAGAGGGAGUCCUUUGCCAACUGAUGACCAACAAUUCCUAGCCAGCUACUCUCUCCGUGAACAGUGACAGUGAAGAAAUGAAGUGUUGCUUCUGUCCACAGCUCCUCUGGCCUUUGUUCUUUUCUAACCUGAAUCUAGGUGGGAGAUAGGGAAGAAAACGAAAGAUACAAAAUUGGAGUAACAGGAAAAAUAAUCAUUACUUCCAAUUCAUGGCAACUUUAUAUUCAUUUCAUGAAAUCAUUUGUAUACUACCAGGGAGAAAGUUUUCUUUACACCCUUGACAAUAUAUCACACACUCUUCAAGAUCGUAAUAAUAUAAUUAAUGUGAAUUUAAAUAACAUGGCUUGUUAGAAAAUAUGCUAAUUGUUAUGUUCUCAUUAUGUUUGCUUAGCUUUUAUUUGUUUUUCUAUGAACAGUUAGAGAGCUAAUUUUUUUCAAAGGUGAUUGUAAGUCAUAUUUUAUAUAGCAUUUUGCUUGAUUAUUUGCUCUGUACUGAAUUUGUACUCUAUUGCCAUUAGAUCUUACAAUAAUGUUCCACUCUGCAAAUUUUUAAGGUUCAAAUAAAGUUUAAUUGUUUGCAAA